Molecule: messenger RNA, 3591 nt
Organism: Pleuronectes platessa (European plaice)
Lineage: Eukaryota; Metazoa; Chordata; Actinopteri; Pleuronectiformes; Pleuronectidae
Product: AFG3-like protein 1
Exons: 17
Coding region: 339-2696 (785 amino acids)
Biological process (GO): mitochondrial protein processing; protein-containing complex assembly
Cellular component (GO): membrane; m-AAA complex
Molecular function (GO): ATP binding; ATP hydrolysis activity; ATP-dependent peptidase activity
Source: RefSeq, a predicted model, not a curated record
CAGUACACUGUGUACCAUACGGGUGUGUUGAGAUUUACCACAGUCACCGUGCAGAGUCAGAGUCCUAAACUCGAUAUGUGUGGCACAGAGGUGUCAUGAAUGUGGACCGCAUGGAGAGCAGUGCAUUCUGCGGUGCGGGAACAGAAUGUACCCGCUGACCCCGUCCUUUGUGUGGGUCCUGUGUGAGACACACGCCCCCUGCAGCACCGACCUGCAGAGCAGCACUGACACAGGCAACUUCGCGACGCCACCGUGCUCCUUGUCAGCGUUGCAUCUUCUUGGCUCCUCCAUGGCUCGGGCGGUCCAGUGAAGUUCAGCCGGGAGAAGAAGCGCACUUCAUGGCUCUCCUCUUCGUGAGCGUCGGGCCCUUCCGGAGCCGAGUGCGGUCGGUCCGGACGUGGAGCCGAGACUUGUUCACGAUCCCGGCUACUUUCCACUCCAGCGGCGCCCUGGAGGCGACGUCACUAAUCCAAAGGAAACAUGCAGGGCGUUAUCAACACAGAGUCUCGCUUACUCGGUUACUCAGCUCCAACAAACCACCAAGAGGUUUUGAAAAGUUUUUCCCAAAGAGGGAAGCGAGCGCUGGCGUCAACAAAUCAGUGGAAGAUGAAAGUCCCAAAGAGCAGGAGUCUCCUGGAGGCGACUCAAACAACGAUGAUGGCGAAAGAAGAAAAGGAGGAAAAAAGGAAGAAUCACAUUGGUGGACGAGAUUUCAGGAUGAGUUCCCCUUGGAUAGAAGAGUGCUGCAGAACGUUGCCCUCGGUGCAGCAGGCAUGGCCUCAGCUUUACUCUACUUUCACUUCAGAGAGACGGGCGUCCAGAUCUUGUGGCGGGACUUUGUGCAUCACUACUUGAGCAGAGGCUUGGUGGAUCAUCUGGAGGUUGUCAACAAACAGUACGUCAAAGUUUAUCCUGCAGGCGGAGUCAACGCAUCAGAAGUGAGCUAUCUGUGGUUCAACAUUGGCAGUGUUGACUCGUUUGAGCAUAACUUGAAUAUGGCACAGCAGGAAAUAGGCCUGAACCCCCCCCACAAAGUACCUGUGUUCUACAGCACUGAAGGCGAUGGGACACUUCUUGCCGCUGUUCUCCCAUCUAUACUUUUGGUUGGAUAUUUGUUGUUUGCCAUGCGGCGGGGGCCCAUGGCAGGUGGACGUGGAGGUGGGGGAGGAGCAAACCCCUUCAGCAUGAGUGAAUCCAAAGCCAAGAUAAUCACAGACAACAUCAGUGUGCGCUUCAAGGACGUUGCAGGCUGCGAAGAAGCCAAACUGGAGAUCCUGGAGUUUGUCAAUUUCCUGAAGAACCCGUCUCAGUACAAGGAUCUCGGAGCCAAGAUCCCAAAGGGUGCUGUGCUGUCAGGGCCACCUGGAAAUGGGAAGACGUUGCUCGCAAAGGCGACUGCAGGGGAAGCCGAUGUUCCCUUCAUCACCAUCAGCGGCUCCGAGUUCCAGGAAAUGUUUGUUGGUGUGGGCGCAGCUCGGAUAAGGGACAUGUUUGCCAAGGCUCGAAAAAACGCCCCCUGCAUCCUGUUCAUUGACGAGAUCGAUGCUGUGGGCAGGAGGAGAGGGAACUCUGGUGACCAGAGCGAGCAGGAAAACACACUCAACCAGCUGCUGGUGGAAAUGGACGGGUUCAACAGUAGCACCAACGUGGUCAUAUUGGCUGGAACCAAUCGAGCUGAUAUCCUGGAUCCAGCUCUGAUGAGGCCUGGACGCUUUGAUCGACAUGUCUACAUUGGCCCACCAGACAUUAAAGGAAGGGCGUCCAUCUUUAAAGUGCAUUUAAAACCUCUGAAGUUGGACUCCAGUAUAGAAGCAGAGGCUCUGGCCAGAAAACUAGCUGCACUAACCCCAGGUUUUACUGGGGCUGACAUCGCUAAUGUGUGUAAUGAGGCGGCUCUGAUCGCUGCACGACACCUCCACCAGCACGUCAGCACCAAGCACUUUGAACAGGCAGUUGAAAGAGUAAUUGGAGGUUCCGAGAAAAAGACUCGGACCCUGCAGCUCCCAGAGAAAACCACCGUGGCCUAUCACGAGGCCGGACAUGCUGUGACGGGCUGGUUCCUGGAACAUGCAGACCCUCUGCUUAAGGUGUCCAUUGUCCCCAGAGGGAAAGGUGUAGGUUAUGUCCAGUAUCUGCCUCAGGAUCAGUACCUGUUCACCCAGGAGCAGCUGUUUGACAGGAUGUGCAUGAUGCUCGGCGGCCGAGUGGCUGAGCAGGUUUUCCUCCGUCAAGUCACCACCAGAGCCCACAAUGACCUCAGGAGCGUCACACAAUCGGCCUACGCACAGGUCGUACAGUUUGGGAUGAAUGAGGCGGUGGGUCAGGUCUCCUUCGACCUCCCUCAGCAGGGCGACAUUGUGACUGAGAAACCCUUCAGUGAACCCACAGCCCAGCUCAUAGACCAGGAGGUCCGCCUGCUCAUAGAUGCGGCCUUCCAGCGAACAGUGCAGCUUGUCACUGAGAAGAAAGAACUGGUGGAGAAGGUGGCAAAAUGUCUUCUGGAAAGAGAGAUGCUCGAUAAGGCGGACAUGGUCGAGCUGCUCGGACCUCGUCCCUUUCAGGAGAAGUCGUCGUAUGAGGAGUUUGUUGAAGGGCUUGGUGAAUCUGAAGAGGACACCUCUCUUCCUGAAGGACUGAAGAACUGGAGCGAGAACAAAGGGAAUGAAAAACACAAUAAAUCCGCCCUUUACUUGUAGCCGCCUCAAGCCAAAUAUUCCACUGGAUUCUGGUGAAUAUAACUGAAGAUAGUACGCCACCGUCUGGUCCAGCCUGCAGCCUGUCGGGACUCUAAUCAUGCAAUUUUUAAAUUGUAGUUUUUAUACUCCAGCAGGAAUUCCAAAAGAGUGCAUAAUCAUUAUAAUCUGGGGAACUUAAACAAGUGAGCUAUAGCUCUUGGAACAGUGGACUUUGUAGUGUACGUUUCACCAGAGGUGCCUUCUGUUCCCCCGCUCCCACAGUCUGAUGCUGUCCUAUAGUGUGACUACACUGAUAAACAUGCUACAGAACAACUGGGAGUUAUGGACAAGAGAGUUAUUGUGCUCAAGCAGAAAAUAGAAGAAGAAUUCAAAUGUUUUUCUAAGCUUCUGAAUCAUCUGCUGUUGUUUUGGUCAAGCUGCUGUUCUUCUUCAGUCAAUCAUUCUUUUGGUCAGUCGUUGGUAUGUUUGAAUGUUUUCCUAACUGGUGAGAUAAGCAGGCUGGGCUAAAAUAAGUGUUCAUGAAGCCUUGUCAUUGUCAUUGAGAAUGACCCCUCGAUGCAUCUGUGCUGAGUAAAUAGGUUUAAUAAUGAAAUUACUUGAACUUUUCAUUUUGUAUUGUGAGAAAUUUGGGCUCCUUUUUUUAAAUACGUCGACCAGUGUGAUGCUGGAACAUUUUGUCCUCCAAAAAUCAUUGGACGGAUUUUUUUAUGAUUGUGUUUUCUGCCUAUUUGACCGUGCAUGGUUUUUACUUGAUCGUUUUUACAUCUAUUGUCACUUAACUUUGUCACGGUUACUCUUGAAGGAAAAUGUGAUUUAAAAAAAAAAUGUAAAACUUUAUACUGCCAUUACUGUACACUUUUCUUGUGUGAUGCCAUUAAAUAAAUGCUGUAAUGUC